AUGUGCUCGAUAGCUAACUAUGCGACCCCUUCAGGCUCUCUACCAGAAGAACCCCACUUCGAUGCCCUUCCCACCCACCGCAACGCGACCGACCAUGCCUUGCUCGUCAAGAACAAGAGCAUGUCGAAUCUGCUCUCACACACCAUCUCCGCCCCACCGGUAAUAGACACCGCAAAGCGCAUGAGCUUCGAUGCAGGGCAACUCGACCGUAUGACAAGGUCGCCCAUUGUCCCCGAGCACGAGCAUGGCUUGGGAGCAUCUGGUCUCCGCCGCAUUCGCCAGCCGCCACCCAGGCAACUGCCCACCACCCAGCGCAGCACCUCGCUGAACAUCCGUACGUCGCCUGUGUCGCGGCAUCCCUCUGACGCCGCACCCUCCGCGCCAGGAUCCCCUACCUUUGCAUUUGGCGAAGAUCUCACACGGUUCCCCUCCGAAUCCCUACAUUCGUUCUCGUUUGCGACACAAUCAGAGGAGUUUAUACACAACCGGCAGAAUGUCUUAAAGCGCUCGAUAGACUUCAUGCGAGACAGGUUGGGAUGGGCAGCGACCAACCCAGGCAUUGCGAACGCGCAGGCGAAGCUCAGCGGGGAUCUGGAGGUGCAGAGCAUGAUGGAGCUGUUGCAAAGGGCGAAUCUAAUUGGACAGGAUGGCACUGGAGCACAUGGACUUGGAGCACUUGGCCCUGUUACAGGACCCGCAGACAUGUCUGGCGAGAACCUGUUCGACAAGAGCUUCGAGGUCAAGCGGUCUGAGAGCCCCGAAAGCAUGCUCGAGUCCUCGAGGCCGCCGGUGCAUCGAGCCACAACCGACGUCACAGAGACCACCAGGAGAAACGGUCAAGAAGUACUCAGCAGCUCGACAUCCGACCUAAACUCCGGCGCGCUCAGCCCUACGAUCACAAAUACCUCCCUCUCUCCGCAACGGCCCACACGUGCUGCUCUGAAGCGUACAUUCACUGAUGUUGCGCCGCUCACCAUACAAAGUCAGCUUCACGAUGCCUUGGCUAAGCCCUAUCUCGUGGGAGACCAAGUUCAAAGUAACUCAGUCAUAUCAUCAACAUCCAUUCCCUCUGUGCCGCCGAGCUUCCACAGCGUACAAGGGCCCCUGUCUGCAGGCUCUGCACCCCACGGUCACAGCACUCGACAUGCGGCAGCUGCGCAGGCUAUCUUUACAACCGAAGCACAAGCACCAUGGACAAUCACAUCAGCGAACGAUCUGGCAUGCUUGGUGUUUGGCGUGACAAGAGCUGAGGUCCGUAAACUGGGUAUCCUGGAAGUCGUUCGAGAGGAUCGACGGUCAUGGCUGGAGAGCAAGCUCAAGAAUCCAGAUGUAGGCUCCAAAGCGCAGGCAGCGCUGGCGCCAACAACCAAUAUCAAGGUUGGCAGUGGGCUAACGGCGAGACUGUUGAGCAAACCUUCAUCACGGUUGACAGCUGCGAGAAAGGCAAAGACAGAUGAUGGCAGUGGAUCGUCGUACUACAACGCCAAGAAGACAGGGAAGCUCAACCAUGAGUCGAAAGGGUCAAGAGGUGUAUUGCUUUGCGGUGAUGUGAUCCCAAUCCAGAAGCGUAACGGCGCAACUGGUGCAGCAAGCUUGUGGGUAAAAGAAAAGCGAGGUGGCUUGAUCUGGGUACUUGAAGAGACAGCUGAGGAUGUCGUGUAUAUCAACGUUGACGAAGUAGGUUGCGUUUCCAAGGGCUGGGGCGCGAUAGACGCCGUCUUUGGUAGCGACCGACUACGCAGAGGCAUGGACCUUACACGCUUAAUACCUGGCAUACCACGCCUCAAGGGCACGAACACUGGCGUUCUAGAUUACGACGAGAUUGCAAGUGUGCGUAGUUACACAGCGCGCACGUCGAACAGCAUCAACAUCCCGGUCACGGUCGAAGCAUUGCCUAACGAGCCCACCUUCCGCGUCUCCAGCUUCCCACACAUUGCUGGUAUCAUUGUGCUCUCUUCAUCCGAUCUCACAGUCACAAGCUCGAACUCCGUCUUCUCAGAAGCAUUGUUCGGACAGCCGCGGCCCGAGAGUCUGCAUGUAAGCAAAUUGAUACCUGCUUUCGACAAGAUCUUGCACGUCAUGACCGACGAAGAUGAGAUUGAACUGGUUGACGGCAUCGUUAUUCCAGAGCACAGCUUCCGCCGUGCACGAGCUCUGCUUGCCAUGCGCGAGGGCAACGCAGACGCAGCAGCUAUCUUCUUGAGGCCUAGCGGUCUGCCAGCUCUGCACCGCGAUGGGUCCGAGAUCAUGGUCGAUGUGCAAAUGAGGGUUGUAAAGAGCGAUAGAACACCUCGUUUCGACGAGCACGUGAUUGAAGAGGAGGGUGACUCAAAUGUUCACCGGAACAGACCAGAGCUGGUGUACGCUCUGUGGGUUACCUAUUCUAGGCAACUGCAUGCUGCGAACCAUGGAAUCGGUCCAGUCACACCACUCAUAUCGCGUCCAGGCACACCGCCCCAUCAACCAUCGCCCGGCCAAACUAAUCUGAUUAUUCCAGAGGAAACUGAGUCCGACCAGUCGAAAGCAAGCACACCACCCGAAACACCAGCCCACGCCAUGGCGCCACCCCCUGCACCAAUCAAAGAGGAACCAGCUCACAAGAAGACGAUCAACGACUUCAUCGUCCUCGAAGAGAUGGGUCAAGGCGCGUACGGGCAAGUUAAGCUCUGCCGGUACAAGAAGGACAGCAGCAAGAAGGUGGUCAUCAAAUACGUCACAAAGCGGCGCAUUCUUGUCGACACAUGGACUCGGGAUCGCAGACUCGGAACUGUACCUCUGGAGAUCCACGUCCUAGACUUUCUACGAAGAGACGGCUUCCAACACCCAAACAUCGUUGAGAUGGCCGACUUCUUCGAAGACGACGUCAACUACUACAUCGAGAUGGUACCACACGGUCUCCCCGGUAUGGAUCUCUUCGAUUACAUCGAGCUCCGCGUCAACAUGGAGGAGAAAGAGUGCCGCAAGAUCUUCGUCCAGGUCGCCGAGGCAGUGCAUUUCCUGCACAACAAAGCCAAAGUCGUGCAUCGCGACAUAAAGGACGAGAACGUGGUCUUGGACGGUGAGGGCAACAUCAAGCUCAUUGACUUCGGAAGCGCGGCGUACAUCAAGAGCGGGCCUUUCGACGUCUUCGUUGGCACUAUUGACUACGCCGCCCCUGAGGUACUCGCUGGUCGUCCGUACCGUGGCAAAGAGCAAGAUGUGUGGGCGCUCGGCAUCUUGCUUUACACCAUUAUCUACAAGGAAAAUCCAUUUUACUCCAUCGACGAAAUCACGGACCACGAUUUGCGCGUCCCGUGGGUCAUGAGCGAGGAGAGUAUCGAUUUGGUGAGGUUGAUGCUGGAUCGCGAUGUCGAGAAGAGGAUCACGAUUAGUCAGGUGCUGGAGCAUCCGUGGUGUGCGGGUGGGAACGGGGAUGCGGAUGGGAGCUUGAGGUGAAUAACGUUAGGUGAGAGGUGAACUGACAAGGAAGAGCAAGAGCCGGGAUUGGCACAGAAGAAGGCGCUUGAUGCCAACCUCGAGGCUCCGUGUGGACGCCGCCUGGCGUUUGACACGGUACGAUGAACGGCUUGGAUGAGUGGGAAUCUGCAUAUAGAGCGACGUGAUGAUGGGGGAAGUAUGUUUGGCAGGAUUGUUUUGCAUGAGCAACAUGUUUAUUGCUCCUCGGCACAUUGUUUCCCUUGAGCAGCGUUGACUUGCGCAUGCUAUUCUUUCGUUACAAGCGUAUAUCACGGACAUAUUAGGCAGGAAGCGGGACGGCAAGACGGAGGUGUGGAUAAAAUGAAUACCCAACAUAUUUGUAUCUUGAUGGCUUUGAAGCAUAUUCUGGUCGUCUCAAGCCUCAAGCAGCUCAGAUGAUCAAUUUGUGUCGCCGACAAGAACCUUGAGCAGAGUGCCGGUUACUUGGAUGCUGGGGUCGGGGUUGCCGUG
Molecule: messenger RNA, 3927 nt
Organism: Macroventuria anomochaeta
Lineage: Eukaryota; Fungi; Ascomycota; Dothideomycetes; Pleosporales; Didymellaceae
Product: Pkinase-domain-containing protein
Exons: 3
Coding region: 1-3435 (1144 amino acids)
Biological process (GO): negative regulation of glycogen biosynthetic process; protein phosphorylation; intracellular signal transduction
Cellular component (GO): nucleus; cytosol; cytoplasm
Molecular function (GO): protein serine/threonine kinase activity; ATP binding
Source: RefSeq, a predicted model, not a curated record